AAUAAAAGAACCAGGCAUGUUAUGAUAACAAACACGUACAGAAGUCAUCAGUUUAGAAUAAAAACUCAUUUGAGAUACCAUCUCUAAAUUCCAUCACAACGUGUCGACCACAUCAAGCAUGCGGACCAGCAAACGUUCUCUCCCUGAAGACUUCCACGACAGCAAACGUAAGCGAAUUCGAAAAACUACAACGCAGCUACAGGCCAUAACUUCAUGGGAUCAGACACCGUACCUUGUAUUGUUAGAGGUGUUUAAACAUUUGUCAGAUAAAAGCCGAUGUGUGGCAUCACAGGUAUGUCGGGCAUGGAACAAUGCAUUCAAAAACCCAUCCUUGUGGCGGUCAAAGUCCUUUGUUGUUGGUGGCCCUAACGCCCAGAACGCAGCUUUUCGGGCCAUCCAGUUCACGAAAUUGUUCGGCCACAAUCUGCAAGAGUUGAGGAUCACGUGCCGACACCUGACGUCCAGCACUUGUAAGCUGAUCAUUGAGAACCUGGAAGCUGUUUUCCUGCUGCUGGCAGCCUCCAGACUCCGGCUCUUGGUCGUAGCGGAGCUGGAGCUGGACAGGUUCUGGAGAUAUCCGAACCUUAGGACAAGUGCUGCCAUCUGUCUGGUUAACUUUAUACAGUCGCAGAGCGGCCUGGAGGAGUUUGCAAUGAAAUCGGCUCAGUUUUCAUUACAACAAGGCGUUUGUCUAUUAGACGUGUUAGCCGCAGCCUCGGGACCUAAGAUAACCACAUUGGACAUAGAAGAUUUCUUUAGUAAUCAAAAUGCUGUCGGCGUUUUUGGUGCAUUCAAAACUGUGUUACUGAAAUUUGAGAACCUUUCGAGUCUGGCACUAAAUUACUGUUACCUGAGCGAUGAGCUUAUGGAACAUCUGGCGUUGGUUCUUAAGGGACGACUGAAACGUUUCACGAUAAGGGCCAAUCACGAUGAGCCUGGCGAAACGAUCUCUAACAAGAGAUGGAGUUUACUGAAAUUGGCAUGCCCUAAUUUAGCGGUUUAUUUGACAAUGUCGGCAAUCAUUGAGGUUGACAACGUUCUUCAGAUUUUAGCCCCGAGUAUGCCAUUGGUCAGUUUUUACAUGUGGCCAGGGUUUGAUCCCCGAUUAGAUACCCAAUUAGAAUGGCAGUUGACAGUAACCAUGAAUCAUGUUGCCAACCACUUCCACGAAAGUUUGGAAGAACUGGUUUUCAACGGUGACAACUUCCCAGACAGCUUAGACGACGAGCUAAUCCGAACAAUAGCUAGGUGUAAUCAACUCAGAAUUAUUCGAAUGAAAAUCACCGCUAAUAUAAAUGGCCUGCAUUUUGUGCGGAGCUUGUGCGGGUUGUUAAAGGAAGACGAUUGCACGCUGAAAGACGUUUGUAUCACACUGUGUGACAUUUUUGUGCCAGACGAUGUGCAUGCCAGGGAUCAAAUCAAUCAGCUUGUACAAGAGAUGCAACCUUUCAUCGACACUCGGGGUAUUGACUUAGAGUUUCGAUCCCUCGACGAUUUUUGAACUGGCCUAACAUGCGAGCUGCUGAAAAUUGCCAUCAAGCAGGGUAACAACUGUACGGACUGGAAAGUGGAACGUGGAAGAAAAAUCAAAAUUUAAAAACACAUUUUUUUGGCAACAAAAACUAAUUGAUCGAUAAAUAAUUGAUCUGUUUGAUAAUGCUCUAGUCAUUUGUUUGAAAAGAAAACCAUAUAUUCGUAUUAAA
This is a messenger RNA of Physella acuta, 1703 nucleotides long. RefSeq names its product F-box only protein 39. Gene Ontology annotation, biological process: positive regulation of protein ubiquitination. Gene Ontology annotation, molecular function: protein binding. The record is from RefSeq and is a predicted model, not a curated record. Lineage: Eukaryota; Metazoa; Mollusca; Gastropoda; Physidae.